Molecule: messenger RNA, 2781 nt
Organism: Musa acuminata AAA Group (dessert banana)
Lineage: Eukaryota; Viridiplantae; Streptophyta; Magnoliopsida; Zingiberales; Musaceae
Product: mitogen-activated protein kinase 10
Exons: 11
Coding region: 698-2479 (593 amino acids)
Biological process (GO): protein phosphorylation; intracellular signal transduction
Cellular component (GO): nucleus; cytoplasm
Molecular function (GO): MAP kinase activity; ATP binding
Source: RefSeq, a predicted model, not a curated record
UGGGAGGAGGGGUGUGGGGGAAGGGAAGAGGGAGGACGAGAUCGAGAACACCGAGUCGGCUUCUUUCUACGGCCGUGUCCGUGCCGCUCUGCUGUCCCACCAGUCUCGAGGCCGCUUCGCUCACCUCCCCUCCGCUUCGUGUUCUCCUCCCCCUUGUUGGUGGACCUCCCACCAUUCGUCUCGCGGAGAGAUCUGCGUCGGCGCUCUCGAGGGGCAUCGGGAUCGAGGCCGAGAUGGUGCCGAACAGCGUCGCGAAGCCGUGCUUCGGCGCUGUAUGACCGUGCUGGCCGCAGGGUUUUCCUUCGAAUCGAGGGCUCGGUGGGCGGCGGCGGAGGGCCAGGAGGAGGCGGGGUGCAUGAGGGAUUUGGUUGGGGAUUGGAGACGGGCGAGGAGGGACUGCAGGCUCGUGAUCCGGAGCAGGUGCCGGUGGGGCAAAUGCGGCUGAGAUUGCCGCGGACUGUUGUCUUCUGAAGUUGAAUCAGCCGAUUUCUUUCCGAACUUCAACUAGUCGGAGGGUCCUUAUUUACUCUGCGCAACAGGAAAGAGAAGGGGGAGAUAAGGAUCUAUUUUAGGAGGAAGAGUACAAGAGUGUAUAGUCAAGUCCUAAAAGAUGCAGCAAGAUCAGCGAAAGAAGGGGAGUUUACUGUUGCAUCUAAAUAUGGAGAUGUGAACCUCGCUGCUGUAGAACACAUCGGAGAUGGACUUCUUCACGGAAUAUGGGGAUGUCAGCAGGUACAAAGUUCAGGAGGUCAUUGGUAAAGGGAGUUAUGGACUUGUGUGUUCUGCCAUUGACACACAUACCGGUGAAAAAGUGGCCAUAAAAAAGAUACAUGAUAUUUUUGAACACAUUUCUGAUGCUGCUAGGAUUCUUCGUGAGAUUAAGCUUCUUAGGCUUUUAAGACAUCCUGACAUCGUGGAGAUAAAACACAUUAUGUUGCCUCCAUCAAGAAAGGACUUCAAAGAUAUUUAUGUUGUCUUUGAGCUCAUGGAGUCAGAUCUUCACCAAGUCAUAAAGGCUAAUGAUGACUUAACCAGGGAGCAUUACCAGUUCUUUCUUUAUCAACUGCUUCGUGCAUUAAAAUAUAUCCAUACAGCUAAUGUUUAUCACCGAGAUCUAAAACCAAAGAACAUUCUGGCAAAUGCAAACUGCAAACUUAAAGUAUGUGAUUUUGGUUUAGCAAGAGUUGCAUUUAAUGACACACCAACAACUAUAUUCUGGACGGAUUAUGUUGCAACCAGAUGGUACAGAGCUCCAGAGCUAUGUGGAUCAUUUUAUUCGAAGUAUACCCCUGCUAUUGACAUUUGGAGCAUUGGAUGCAUUUUUGCUGAACUCUUGAUUGGAAAGCCACUUUUCCCUGGUAAAAAUGUGGUUCACCAACUGGAUUUGAUGACUGAUCUUCUAGGAACACCUUCCUUAGACACCAUUUCUCGGGUGCGUAAUGAGAAAGCAAGAAAAUAUUUAAGCAGUAUGAGGAAAAAACAACCAGUGCCCUUUUCUCAGAAGUUUCCAAAUGCUGACCCACUAGCUCUAAAAUUAUUAGAAAGGCUUUUGGCGUUUGACCCAAAAGAUAGGCCAUCAGCUGCGGAGGCCUUAGCUGACCCUUAUUUUAAGGGUCUGUCUAAAUUGGAAAGAGAACCUUCAUGUCAACCAAUUUCAAAAAUGGAGUUUGAAUUUGAGCGCCACAGGGUGUCAAAGGAGGACAUUAGGGAACUUAUCUUUCGAGAAAUAUUGGAAUAUCAUCCACAACUUCUCAAAGAGUACAUUAAUGGAACUGAAAGACCAAACUUCCUAUACCCCAGCGCUGUUGACCAAUUCAGGAAGCAGUUUGCGUACCUUGAGGAAAAUCGUGGUAAAAGUGGACCAGUAGUUCCAUUAGAGAGAAAGCAUGUUUCUCUCCCUCGAUCGACUGUGGUCCAUUCUACUUCAGUUCCUCCAAGGGAGCAACCAAAUUUGGCUUCAUCAAGAGGGAGUCAAGUCAUGGAUGACACAUCCAACAACCCUGGAGACAGUGGAGCACCUAGAAAUGUUGCAAGGACUUCACAGUUACCUCAGAGGAUUCCAACUGCUAAACCUGGGAGAGUGGUGGGUUCUGUGCUGCCAUAUGAACAUGGAGGUCCAAAAGAUUCCUAUGAUCCAAGGAGGCUGAUUAGAAAUCAUGGCUUUCCACCCCCGCCGGUCAUUCCUCCCACCUUCUGUUUCAACAGAGCGAUGGCCAAUCCGACAUGCUCGGAGCGGAACUCAGUAGAGGCAGAGAGACUCGUGAUGGACCGGAAACCUCACCGAUCUGUGCCUGACUUGGUUAUGGACAUGGGUGUCCACGCUUUCUGUCAGCCUCGAGGUGCGAAGGCUGAUUCAAUGGAAGACGGGAUGAUCGUGGAUGCGAACAUGCUACCCCCAAAACCUACAUACAACGGCAUCGCUGCUGCUGCUAAUAUGGGCGCUGGUGUCAUGCAGUUUGGCGUAGCAAGAAUGAAAUAGGUCGCAAUAUGUUGGUAAUGGUGUUAACUUGUAUUACUCAUGAGGGAAGAGAAAGCAAGGUUCUCCAAUAUUAUGUUAGUUUAUUGUGGAUGCCCUCCUAAAUUACCGUAGAUGAAACCCCCGAUGCCUUCUUUUUUUUUUUUUCUCGUACUAUUUGCUUCUUUCCUUUGUUUUCCUCCCGCGAGAUAUCUCCCGUAGAGCGAGUAUAAUGUCUUAAGCUUGUUUUUAGUCAACAGGGAUGGCUGCAAAUGUUGCAAAAACAAUAAUAUUUUGAUAAAUUACAAUAUAUGUCUAUUCAUCCA